Volvox carteri f. nagariensis is the source of this 1736-nucleotide messenger RNA. RefSeq lists its product as uncharacterized. Bases 166 to 1362 code for a protein of 398 amino acids. The record is from RefSeq and is a predicted model, not a curated record. Gene Ontology annotation, biological process: transmembrane transport; nitrite transport. The transcript is spliced from 10 exons. Lineage: Eukaryota; Viridiplantae; Chlorophyta; Chlorophyceae; Chlamydomonadales; Volvocaceae. Gene Ontology annotation, molecular function: high-affinity secondary active nitrite transmembrane transporter activity. Gene Ontology annotation, cellular component: membrane.
AGCGUGACUUUUAGCAGUGACCCAUCGCGGACUCAUCGCGGAAAUUCAUCACGUGGGCAGCUGGGGUUUCCAAGCUUUCGUAGGCAUAUUUCAAGCGCUUAGUGGACCGGUGUAUCAGCGCUUCUUAGUUUCUUUCAGUUAAGCUAAAGCCACACCGCGUUUGCGAUGACAGUAGGCAACGGCACAGGUAUAAGUAAUGGGGCGAACGGCGAUGGAGAUGACUUCCGGAGCCACGAGUCAGGAAUUAAAGUGGAACUAGGAGGGAUUGAGGCCGAGGCACAGGACAUCCAGAACGCGCGCAUUUACCAUGAUCACCAUUUCGAACAUGGUAUUCGCGUUACAGCAGAUGAAGCGACUGGCCCUUCCCGCAAAGCAACUGGGAUGCUGGGAAUGCGGGCGUCUGCCAACAUUGAUGCGAACGCUGGCGUGAAGAGUAUUGGGGCGGUGUCACUUGGAACGCCGAUGCCCAAAUGGCCCGCGGGACAUCAGAGCGCUGCUUUCGAGGCUGUGGCUGUCAAAAAGAGCUUCAUCCUAUCGCCGGCGGAGAUUUACGCGGAGUGCGCGCACCACGGCGAGGAGAAGUCCAAGUUCCCCUGGUACAAGAUCUGGACACUCACCAUCAUUGCUGGUUGCUAUGUGGGUUUCGGUUACAGCACCUGUCUCCUCAUCGGCGGCAACCUGAAGCAGGCACCCGGUGUGGGCAACGAGACGGACUACAACUACGGCCUGUUCAAGCUCGUCUACGGCGCGGUGGGCUUCCCAUUCGGCUUCACCACCAUCGUGGUGUGCGGUGCGGAGCUGUACACCAGCCUCUGCGCCUACAUGACAGCUGCGUGGUGGGAGGGCAAGGUCGGCAUCCUGGACGUGUUGCGCAUGCUGGCCAUCUCCUGGACGGGUAACUUCAUUGGCUGUGCGCUGAUGGCGGGGCUGCUCAAGGCGGGUGAGGUAUUCGACCACAAGGACACCACGCUGCUUAGGCAGGUGCACGACAAGCUCAGCCAUGGAUGGGGGGCGGUGCUUGUCAAAGGUAUAUUCGCCAAUUGGCUGGUUGGUAUUGCCACGUGGAUGGCCAACGCCGCACAGGACCUCACGGGCAAGGCUGUGGGCAUCUGGCUGCCCAUCUCCGCAUUUGCCAUGAUCGGCUUUGAGCACUGCAUCGCCAACAUGUUUCUGUUCGUCGUAGCUUGGUGUCAGGGUGACUAUAUCACCGCCAAACAGUUCAUCUGGCACAACCUCAUCCCCUCCACCCUGGGCAACUACAUCGGGGGCGGCAUCUGCCUGGCCACCGUCUACGCCAUCGCCUUCGGCUCUCCGCCAAGGAAACUGGGCAAUUGGAUCGACAAAAAGCUCAAGCGCAACUAGUGUAAGCACACUCCUUGCUGCGGCAGCAGCAACUUGGCGAGUAGUCACCGUAUCUAUUGCCUUCCCAGUUCUUUUAAUAUUCCCUCUCCAUCUCGGCAUUAUAAGUGAACAUUUAUUAUUCGCCUAUCCUGCCCUGUGGGUUUUGGUGGGCACCAUCAGCGCGUGUGCAUCCAUGCAUGGGCUUAUUGCCCCAGUGCAGCAUCUUGCGGUUGCGUAGCAGUGACCUGCGCGGUUGCGACUGGUGAGUUAGAGGGAGGGCAGCGAGAGAAGAAAUGAGGCGAGCGGAUUCAGCUCAUUGAGUGAAGGGAGCCAUGCAGUGCAUCUCGUCGAGAGGAAUGAACACCGUCUGUGGCUGCUUGCAUGAGAUCACACCU